AUUUGAUCGAAACGUGGCAAGGCUAUCAGGCACAUACUGAAGUGUCUAUUGAUAUAUAUUUUUUUUACGAAUUUUUAUUUUUUACAAUUUUUAUGGAAUAAAGUUGGACCUAGACGCCAUUGGGGAACGGGUUCAUUUCCGGGCCAGAAUUUGAAACCCAUUCAGUGGGUAAACAAUGUAUGCUUCUUAAAGAACAUUCAACGGUUGACUCAUUACAUACAGAAAUGCACAUUUACUAGUGGUUACUUUACAAACAGCUGCCAGGGUGGAUAUGUCAUCUUUCUGAUAACUCUUGUUUUAAUUACCUUCUUGCUCAUGAUGCCUUCUAAACCAUGCUAAUCUUUAUUGAAAUUCCAUUUUAGGCAGAAACCAUCCAUCACAGUGGGAUUUGAGUGGCAAUCAGCACACAAAAAUCAUCCCAAGAAAGCUUGAUUUUGAACCUUCGGCAGGAGACAUCGUGAAAGAAAUGAAGACGUCAGAAAUUAAGGAUGUUGAACAAAUUCCAACACAAGCCAUUGUAAACAUCACAGCAAAAGUCAUUGAGACUGUGGAAGAAAUUCAAGAAGUCCUUGUGUGGAACAGGAAAACACCUGUGAAAACUGUAAAAGUUGGAGAUCAAAGUGGAGCUAUAAACCUCAAGCUCUGGAGUGACAAUAUAGAGAAAAUUGUAUUGGGGAUGACAUACAAGUUCACCUCCCUUGGCGUCUGGGAAUACAUGGGUAGGAAAUACCUAACAACGACGCCAUCAUCGUCCUGGUUGGUUGUGGACGACAUUCCAAACAUCAACGAGGAAGAUGUUGGAAUCAAGGAGAAUGUCGUAGUGAGAGGUGAGGUUACUUUAGUGACCGUCACCUUAUCCAAAGCCUGUCUCUCGUGCCGCAAAACGGUAACUGCCACGGACACAGGCAGUCCAUUCGUAAAGUGCCCGGAAUGUAAAAUGAAGAUGAAAAAAGACAAAAUGAUAGACAACAUGCUAUGUAAACUAUCUGUGGAGGGUAAUUCCUCAAAGUAUUUGGUUCCAUCAGCAGUCAUGACAGAGUUUCUGAUCAGCACACAGAAAGAGGACAUUCAGGGAAAUGCGGACGAAAUUGAAAACCAUCUCCUCACAUGUGGUGAAAUUAAGAUGGAAAUCCCGCAAAGUACGAGUCGUGCUGUGUCGUUGAAACUUGUGGACUAAAUUAAGACUUUGAACAUAAGGAACCUGAGCAGUCACUGUCAAUGUAGGGGGAGAGAUUCCCAUGUACAGGAGGGACGUCAGUGAGGUUCUCCCUGGGUAGGUAGCAGUCACGGUCAAUGUAGGGGGAGAGGAUCCCCAUGUACAGGAGGGACGUCAGUGAGGUUCUCCCUGGGUAGGUAGCAGUCACUGUCAAUGUAGGGGGAGAGGAUCCCCGUGUACAGGAGGGACAUCAGUGAGGUCCUCCCUGAGUAGGUAGCAGUCACGGUCAAUGUAGGGGGAGAGGAUCCCCGUGUACAGGAGGGACAUCAGUGAGGUUCUCCCUGGGUAGGUAGCAGUCACGGUCAAUGUAGGGGGAGAGGAUCCCCGUGUACAGGAGGGACAUCAGUGAGGUUCUCCCUGAGUAGGGAGCAGUCACUGUCAAUGUAGGGGGAGAGGAUCCCCAUGUACAGGAGGGACGUCAGUGAGGUUCUCCCUGGGUAGGUAGCAGUCACGGUCAAUGUAGGGGGAGAGGAUCCCCGUGUACAGGAGGGACGUCAGUGAGGUUCUCCCUGGGUAGGUAGCAGUCACUGUCAAUGUAGGGGGAGAGGUUCCCCCCGUGUACAGGAGGGACAUCAGUGAGGUUCUCCCUGGGUAGGUAGCAGUCACUGUCAAUGUAGGGAAGGGGUUCCCCCUGUACAGGAGGGACAUCAGUGAGGUUCUCCCUGGGUAGGUAGCAGUCACUGUCAAUGUAGGGAAGGGGUUCCCCCUGUACAGGAGGGACAUCAGUGAGGUUCUCCCUGGGUAGGUAGCAGUCACUGUCAAUGUAGGGAAGGGGUUCCCCCUGUACAGGAGGGACAUCAGUGAGGUUCUCCCUGGGUAGGUAGCAGUCACUGUCAAUGUAGGGGGAGAGGAUCCCCAUGUACAUAAGGGACAUCAGUGAGGUUCUCCCUGAGUAGGUAGCAGUCACUGUCAAUGUAGGGGGAGAGGAUCCCCGUGUACAUAAGGGACAUCAGUGACAUUUUGUCAUGCAUUUAUCCUUGCAUGAUCAUCAAAAUAAAGUUUUUGUUUGAGAUGUUAAAAAUAUGUCUUUGUUCUUUAUCGCAGCGGUUUCUAAAUAAUGGAAUUUUGAACACAGAAUCCAGUGAUUGGCAUCAUUAGCAUUGAGCGUACAUAUAAGCAGUUGGUACACAAUGACAUGCAUGAACAAAGUCAGACAUCAAGUAUCACCACCCCCUUACUCAGUGCUCUCCAAAAACAAGCAUAGUGUCAGUUGUAAUAUAAUUAUGAAAGAUCCAUGAGUCGAUAGGAAAUUUAUUAGGGAGUAUAACCAUAUAAUGCUUUUUCAGUCACAAGACAGUGAAAAACAUUUCUUAAUCUUGACAAAUAUAAACAGGAGGGGUCUGCAUACUCAAGGGUUGACUCUGGUAUGGAUCUACAUCCCCUUGCUGGGCUCAAACCUGGGGUAACAACUUA
Messenger RNA from Haliotis rufescens (red abalone), 2629 nucleotides. RefSeq lists its product as uncharacterized. NCBI's taxonomy places the organism in Eukaryota, Metazoa, Mollusca, Gastropoda, Lepetellida, Haliotidae. Bases 467 to 1177 code for a protein of 236 amino acids. The transcript has 2 exons. The record is from RefSeq and is a predicted model, not a curated record.